AUGUCCUCCGUAUCUUUGAUCGAACGACGACUGUUAAAGUGGAAUAAGCUUUCGUCUUUAUUACCCAAACCAAUCGAACCUCUUCUUCUACCGAUUGAGCACGUUAACAAGCUCUUGAAAAUCUGUGCUGAUUCAAGUUAUUUAAGAAUUGGAGAAUCGAUUCACGCUCAUUUCAUCGUUAGGAACCAGUCAUCUCGAGCUGAGGAUGUAUUCCAGAUCAAUUCUCUAAUUAAUUUCUAUAUGAAAUGCAGAAAAACUGUUCGUGCACGCAAGGUGUUCGAUUCAAUGCCUGAGAGAAACGUGGUUUCUUGGUCUGCUUUGAUGAAGGGUUAUCAAGAUUCUGGGUUCGAUUUAGAAGUUUUGAAGCUAUUUAAAAGUAUGUCCUUUUCUGGUGAAUCGCAACCUAAUGAGUUUGUUGCCACUGUAGUUUUAAAAUCUUGUUCAAACUCCAGAAGAAUUGAAGAAGGUAAGCAGUUUCAUGGAUGUUUUCUUAAAUCUGGUUUGGUCUCACAUGAGUUUGUACGAAAUAGUCUUGUCUACAUGUAUUCUUCAAGUUCGGGAACAGGAGAGGCUAUACGAAUUUUGGACGAUCUUCCGUGUUAUGAUCUUCUUGCUUUUAAUUCAGCUCUUAGUGGAUAUUUAGAGUAUGGUGCUAUAAAAGAAGGGUUUGAUGUUUUGAGAAGGAUGGCUAUCGAAGAUUCAGUGUGGGAUGACUUCACGUAUAUGUCUUGUUUAAGGCUUUGCUCCAAUCUCAGAGAUUUGGAAUUGGCUCGGCAGAUUCAUAGCCGAAUACUAAGGGCUGGUUUCAAAUGGGAUGUUGUAGUACGUGGUGCACUCAUUAAUAUGUAUGGCAAAUGUGGUCAAGUCCUAUACGCUCAGAGAGUUUACGACGAUACACACGCUCAAAACAUUGUCUUGAAUACAUCGAUCAUGGAUGCCUACUUCCAGAAUCAGUGUUUCGAGGAGGCUCUGAAUUUUUUUGCAAAGAAGAUGGAAACUAAAGAGGUUCUCCCUAAUGAGUUCACUUUUGCUGUUUUGUUAAAUUCAAUCGCGGAGUUAUCGCUUCUUAAACAUGGUGGUCUUCUACAUGGGCUUGUUGUAAAGUCUGGUUUUAGGAACCAUGUAAUGGUUGGCAACGCGUUGGUUAACAUGUACGCCAAAAGUGGCAGCAUUGAGGAUGCGAGGAAAGCAUUCUCAUUCAUGACUUUUAGGGACAUAAUUACUUGGAACACAAUGAUAGGUGGAUUGACACAUCAUGGAUUGGGGAGGGAAGCGCUUGAAGCUUUUGACAAAAUGAUGAUUGCAGGAGAGAUCCCCAACCACAUAACUUUUAUCAGCAUUCUACAAGCUUGUAGCCAUAUUGGUUUUGUGGAGCAAGGGCUUUAUUACUUUAACCAGCUAAUGAAGCAAUUUGGUGUUCAGCCUGAUCUAAGACAUUAUACAUGCAUUGUUCGACUAUUGAGCAAGGCUGGAUUGUUCAGGGAGGCUGAGGAUUUCAUGAAAACAGCUCCAAUUGAAUGGGACGUAGUUGCAUGGAGAUCUUUGCUAAAUGCUUGUUAUGUUCGCCGGAAUUAUCGUUUAGGAAAGCGGGUGGGAAAAUUUGCCAUUGAGAUGUAUCCAAAAGAUUCAGGAAUGUACAUAUUGUUAUCCAAUAUUCAUGCCAAGUCAAAGGAAUGGGAAGACGUGGCAAGAGUGCGUUCUCUGAUGAAGAAAAGGCGGGUUAAGAAGGAGCCUGGAGUAAGCUGGAUAGGUAUACGAAACCAAACCCAUGUGUUUCUUUCAGAUGAAAAACGACACCCCGAGAUUGUGCUGAUUUAUGUAAAGGUGAAGGAAGUUUUGUCAAAGAUUAGGCCAUUAGGGUAUUCGCCUGAUGUUGCUGGAGUUUUCCAUGAUGUAGAUGAAGAACAGAGGGAAAAUAGCCUCUCUCAUCAUAGCGAGAAGCUUGCUGUGGCAUAUGGUCUGAUGAAAACUCCCGAGAACUCACCAUUGUACGUGACUAAAAACGUGAGGAUAUGUGAUGAUUGUCACUCUGCAAUCAAGCUUAUCUCGAGGCUCUCAAACCGAUUAAUAGUUGUCAGAGAUUCCAAUCGGUUCCAUCAUUUCCAAGAUGGUCAAUGUUCUUGUUGUGAUUACUGGUGA
Arabis nemorensis is the source of this 2139-nucleotide messenger RNA. NCBI's taxonomy places the organism in Eukaryota, Viridiplantae, Streptophyta, Magnoliopsida, Brassicales, Brassicaceae. The record is from the annotation of a GenBank genome assembly.